Molecule: messenger RNA, 2451 nt
Organism: Cryptotermes secundus
Lineage: Eukaryota; Metazoa; Arthropoda; Insecta; Blattodea; Kalotermitidae
Product: hydroxyacyl-coenzyme A dehydrogenase, mitochondrial
Exons: 7
Coding region: 171-1112 (313 amino acids)
Biological process (GO): fatty acid beta-oxidation
Cellular component (GO): mitochondrion
Molecular function (GO): NAD+ binding; (3S)-3-hydroxyacyl-CoA dehydrogenase (NAD+) activity
Source: RefSeq, a predicted model, not a curated record
UAUUUGCGUCAUAUAACUUUGGACCUUGGUCGGACUCUUGCUGAAUAUCUAAUUUUUAGGCAUACGUUCCCUGCUGAAGAAAAUAGGUUCGAAUUAUUCAACGUCUAAGCCUAAAUUUAUAUUGUUAAUUGCUUCUGAACAGUUUCCAGUACAUAGCUGACAUCACCACUAUGACAUUUCAAUUUCUCGUGCUCAAUAGGUAUUUUUCCUCUUCACCGGCAAUGGCAGCUGCUAUAAAGAAUGUUACAGUGAUUGGUGGUGGUUUGAUGGGCUCUGGAAUUGCUCAGGUGGCAGCCCAGACAGGCCAUCGCGUUACUGUUGUUGAAGUUAAUGAAAAUGCAAUAGAGAAGGCAAAGAAUGGAAUUCAAAACAGCCUGCAAAGAGUGGCAAAGAAGUUGUAUAAGGAUAAACCUGCAGAUGCAGAGACAUUUGUGAAGGAAACAUUAAGCCGAUUGCAUACAUCCCUGGACUUGAAAGAUGCAGUGAAGGACACUGACCUUGUAGUUGAAGCAAUUGUUGAAAAUCUUGAUCUUAAACAUAAGCUUUUCUCAACCAUUGAUUCAGUUGCACCAAAUCAUACAAUAUUUGCAUCCAACACAUCAUCAUUGUCCAUUCAAGACAUUGCCUCUGUUACAAAGAGAAAAGAUCGAUUUGGAGGAUUACAUUUCUUCAAUCCAGUCCCCGUCAUGAAACUUUUAGAGGUUAUCCGUAUACCUGAAACAUCUGAUGAAACAUAUGAGAAAAUGACAGCAUGGGGGAAGGCUCUUGGAAAAACAACAAUCACAUGCAAAGAUACACCUGGAUUUGUGGUUAACCGAUUAUUGGUUCCAUUGUUAGCAGAGGCUGUCCGAAUGUUGGAAAGGGGUGAUGCUACAGCGAGGGAUAUUGACACAGCAAUGAAAUUGGGUGCCAGUCAUCCUAUGGGGCCAUUCGAACUUGCAGAUUAUGUUGGUAAUGACACAACGAAGUUUAUUCUUGAUGGUUGGCAUCAGAAGUACCCAGAUGUUGAACUGUUUAAGCCAAUCCCUCUUUUAACUAAAUUGGUGGAGGAAGGGAAGUUGGGAUUAAAGACUGGAGAAGGGUUCUAUAAAUAUGACAAGGGUACAAAAUAACAACUCAGCGAUAACCUUGGAUAGAAGAGAAGAAACCCAUGCAAUACAACUAUAGAUAAUAUUCAUUUCCCCACCACAUUGCUCAUGUAAUGGGAAGAUAAUUAUGCCAUUUGUAUACCAUGUUUGGAACUGGAUGUGUCAUGUUACUGGUUGACUCGUUAUAGAUUUUUUUUUGUAUUGUUUCAAGUUUGGUCAGAAUAUAUAGUUAUAGAAAUUCAAGCCAGAAAGAAAUGUACAUUUACCUUUAAGUUACCCAUCCAGCAGUGUUAUAAUUUGCAAUUGCAGUCAACAUUGCAUCAUGGCAGAAAGCAGCUGAUUUCCAAAUGUUCUAUUUUAAUCACCAAUGGUAGCAAAGCAAAGAACAGCUCAGUUGGUAUACUGGUAUGUGUUAGAUACAAAUUGUCUUUCGAAUACACGUUAAAAAGUAAUGCUAUGCAGAACCAUCGAACGUUCUCAGGUAAAAAGGGUGCAGGCAGUGUGCAUAGAUCAAGUUGACAUGUAACAAACUGAAGAUAUUCAUAACACUGUUGUAUAUUUUUGGAAAUUCUGAUGCUGCAGUUCCUAUGUGACAUAAAAAUGUUAGAAUGAAAGAUACUAAAUAUUCCUAGGAUAGGAGUGAGCAGACAGGCUCUCAUGCAGUCUUUUGGCCUUCAGUAAAAUUAUGUUGUUGCUGUUUGGUAGGGAGCAAUUUGUACAUUAAAUGUCUUGAAAAGUUGUACCAUUAAGAAGUAAUAUAAUAAAAGUGAGAUCUAUUAUUGGUGAACCCAUCUUAACAAAUUGCGAUAUAAUAGAUUUCAGAACUUUAAAGAGCAGCAGAAGAGGUGGUAUUUGUGACAACAGCAAUUUGUAUCAACUGCUGAAGUCAUAUGGCAUCAUCCUGUUUCUCAUUUGGUUUGGCUUCAUUCAUUCAUUCAUCAGUAAUUUGUCAAGACGACAGGUCCACAGUCUCUUCCAAAACAAUUCCUCCGCUUGUGGCUUAAUGACAUUAUUUAGUUUCAUGUUGAAGACUUUGCUGAUGCCUGCUUUGGGAAAGGAAAUUACUUUAGAAGAUACAUUUUACAAAUUCAUGAGUAAGUGUAUUUCAUAUAAUUUAUAAUAAAAACUCAAUUAAAACGCAAAGCAAAAGUCACAUGCAAAUAAUAAUUCAGAUGUCAGCAGACACAAAUAUGAUCACGGAUGUGCAUGAUUAUUUGCACACCUUUUAAACAAAUAUUCAAGUCCAGUAAAUAUAAGUACUACUAUGAAGGCACUGUAUUCUGGGUACUGUUUUUAUACAUAAUAAAUACCAGAAUGUAUUUUUAUAUCAGUUAUCAACUUGAAAUAAAUAUGUUAUAUUGAA